Rangifer tarandus platyrhynchus (Svalbard reindeer) is the source of this 1149-nucleotide messenger RNA. The record is from the annotation of a GenBank genome assembly. Lineage: Eukaryota; Metazoa; Chordata; Mammalia; Artiodactyla; Cervidae.
AUGCACCUACGUGUGGCCGACGUCACUCAGGCGGUCGCUGUCGCUGGGAUCCUUGAUGUUCUAAAUUUUUACCCGGGGUACCAGUGUGUCCGAGUGCCUUCUCCGGAGCACUGCCACGAGGCCUCCCCAAAAGGCAGGAGCGCGACAAAAAGUAAUGCGCGCGACUGUGAAGAGCUGAGAGGGUACCGACUGAGUGAAUGCUACACGGACACCGAUCGCUUGAAGAUCGACUGCGUCUGGACACCACGAGACGACAAUCUCUGGUUAAGGGAUCUGACGUCUUCAGGUUACAAAGUGCGCGCUUUAGUGAUGAUGCCGCUGCGCCUAACGGAAAGCAACCAGCACAUCGAAUUCGGCUUAGCGGAUCCACCAACACCGGCAGCUGUGGAAGGACCGAAGACCGAAGCUCAUUGGCCGCACUGGCACGGCAGAAGUCGACACGCGAGCUCUUGCCUUUCGUCACAUCACGAGAGACGCUGCCAGGGCGAAUGUCACGUUUCCCGGCACCUCACGGGGACGCGCACCGGUGAGUGGUGUGCGGCGCACAGCAGGGAACCACAGGCUUUGCAGAAUAAUAAUAUUUUUCUCCAGAUAGAAGUAAACAGCCUGCCGGAAACACAACCUGCUUCGCACUACAGUAUGCUUGCGAACCCCGUGCAGUUCAUGAACUGCCGCGUACAGCAGAAUGAGUGCGUCUCGAGGAAAUCACUUUCAAACAGGAUCUCAGGCGCUGCAGCGAUCCUCCUGCGGAAGCGGGGAGGAAGAGGAAAAAAUUUAGCACUAGAGAAGCGCAGAGUACGCACUGCGUACAUUGAAGGACGCGGCUGGGUCGGUCCGCGUACAGGCAUGCGAAGCCUGCUGCUACGAGUAGGUCGAGCAACGUAUGGAAGCCCGGGCGCCGUGGUGAGGAAAGCACUCAACCCUACUGUCCAUAUGUACGGCGGCGAAAAAUACAUCGAGAAGCAUUUGACAUUUUCAUUCUCACUGCUAAUUAGCAAAAGAAACCCUUGUUGUGAGUCGAGCGCCGCGUACGGGUGUUCCGCAUCCCAGCUCGACUUGUGCUCCAGUACGCUGCUGGGCGGCGACUCUGACGCGAUCAGGCUUUCUAGUAAUACUCAGCGCUCGCCAGAUCCGUUCGGCAGAGAGUGA